Telopea speciosissima is the source of this 1398-nucleotide messenger RNA. Its product is annotated as disease resistance protein RPV1-like. NCBI's taxonomy places the organism in Eukaryota, Viridiplantae, Streptophyta, Magnoliopsida, Proteales, Proteaceae. Gene Ontology annotation, molecular function: ADP binding; ATP hydrolysis activity. The coding region runs from base 1 to 1398 and encodes 465 amino acids. Gene Ontology annotation, biological process: signal transduction; defense response. The record is from RefSeq and is a predicted model, not a curated record. The transcript is spliced from 3 exons.
AUGGCUUCAUCAUCAGGGGUUACUAGUAGUAGAAUUAAUAGUAGUUCUUCACCUGCCGUCUCCCGUCGUCCUUCAUCUUCUUCUUAUGAUGUGUUUAUCAAUUUCAGAGGUCCAGAUACUCGCACAAAUUUUGUCAGUCUGCUUUACAAAGCUCUAAUAAAAGAUGGAAUCGAUGCCUACAGAGAUAGCGAAGAACUCUGGGAAGGAGAUGAGAUUUGCCCAUCUCUUCUAAGAGCAAUCCGAAGGUCUGAAAUCUCAAUUCCUGUCAUCUCUGAAAAAUAUGCAGAGAGCAAAUAUUGUCUCUUGGAACUUGCUGAGAUUUGGGAGUGCCGUAAAUCUAACGGUCAAACCAUUCUACCUGUAUUCAUUAAUGUUGAACCACGGGACGUUCGACAUCAGACCGGAAGUUUUGAGGUUCCAUUUCAGGAACACCAGAGGAAGUAUAAGUCUGAUGACGUAGAGAGUUGGAAGAAUGCUUUGAAAAAGGUGGGAGAUCUAAAGGGAUGGACUCUCAAGCGGGACGCAACCAUUGAGGAUCAGUCAAAUUUAGUCGAGUUAAUUGUUCAAAGGGCUUUGAGAGAACUAAAACGCACCCCAUUGGAUGAAUGUAAACACCCUAUUGGAAUAGAUUCCCACAUUGACACACUACUUUCUUUGUUAAAUACUGGUUCCAAUGAUGUAAGAUUUGUGGCAAUAUGUGGCAUGGGCGGCCUUGGAAAGACAACUAUUGCAAAGGCUAUCUAUAAUUACAUCUAUAGAAGAUUUAAUGGAAGUAGCUUUCUUAUGGAUGUGAGAGAAGAAGCUUCACAAGGAAAUAAGGGUUUAGUUUCUUUGCAGAAGCGACUUCUUAAAGAUAUCUUGGACAGGGACGAAGACAUAAGCAAUUCUUCUCAAGGAUCAAAAUUGUUAGAAAAGAGACUUCAUAGAGAAAAAAUUCUUCUUAUUCUCGAUGACGUGGACAAUUAUAAACAACUUGAUGCAUUAGCUGGUGGAAUAAAUUGGUUUGGUCAAGGAAGCAGGGUCAUCAUAACAACUAGAGAUGACCAUUGUUUGAAUGUGCAUAAAGCUGAUAAAGAUAUCAAAAUUUAUAAGUCUGAAGUACUAAAUACUGAGAAUUCUCUUCAACUCUUUAGUCUGCAUGCCUUUUCAAUGAGCAAACCUCCUGAAGAUUUUAAGGAGCUUUCAUGUAAGGUCGUGCAACAUGCUGGUGGAUUACCCUUAACCCUAGAGGUGUUGGGUUCUUUUCUAUGUGACAAAAACAAAUAUGAAUGGAAAGAUACAUUAAGAGGAUUGAAAGAUAUCCUUGAUAACAAGGUCUUUGGAAUGUUGAUAAGAAACUACGACGAUGAGGUCUUUGCACGAAGAAGAAGCAAUUCCAGAUGUCAUUUUAUAUUGUGA